Messenger RNA from Ipomoea triloba (trilobed morning glory), 985 nucleotides. Its product is annotated as protein SAR DEFICIENT 4-like. NCBI's taxonomy places the organism in Eukaryota, Viridiplantae, Streptophyta, Magnoliopsida, Solanales, Convolvulaceae. The record is from RefSeq and is a predicted model, not a curated record. Gene Ontology annotation, cellular component: cytoplasm. The transcript has a single exon. Bases 1 to 981 code for a protein of 326 amino acids.
AUGGCGGCGCCACCGCCGGUCUUCAUCUCCACCGCCACAAUCCGCCCUCUCCUCACCCACGCCUCCCUCAUCCGCCACCUCCACUCCACCCUCGCCACCAACAUCCAAUCCCCAGUCCGCCAUUGCCACGAAACAAGCCAAUCCUCCGCCAUCCUCCUCAUGCCGUCCUGGUCUCUCUCCCCUUACCUCCCCUACGUCGGCGUUAAAUUAGUCACUUUCCACCCCAAUAACUCCGCCCUAAACCUCCCCGGAGUGCACGCAAGCUACGCGCUCUUCAGCGCCCUCACCGGCCAAACCUUAGCCACCAUGGACGCCACUGACCUCACCCUCUACCGCACUUCUUGCAUCUCAGCUCUAGCUUCCAAAUUCUUGUCCAGGGAAAACUCCAAAACCCUAGUGAUGGUCGGGGCGGGUUCUUUAGCACCGCAUUUGAUCCGGGCCCACCUGGCCGUUCGGCCGGGGUUAAAAACUGUCAUAAUCUGGAACAGAACCCUUAAAAAGGCACAAAGUUUGGUCGAGAAGUUGCAAAAGGAGAGCGGAUUUGACGGGGUGAUUUUCGAGAGCAAUGGGAGUUUGGAAGAGGUGGUAGGAUUAGGAGAUAUAGUGAGCUGUGCUACAAACUCGGAGACUCCAUUGGUGAAGGGGGGAGAAAUGAAGGAAGGAGCACAUUUGGAUAUGGUGGGAUCGUUUAAGCCAUCUAUGAUGGAGUGUGAUGAUGAGGCUAUUAGGAAGGGGAGAGUGUUUAUAGAUAACGAGGCGGCUUUGGUUGAGGCUGGGGAGUUAGUGGGAGCGUUUGAGAGAGGUGUGAUCACAAGAGAUGAUGUAGUAGGAGAUUUGGUGGAGUUGAUUAAGGGAGAAAAGAGUGGGAGGAAGAGCCAAGAGGAAAUCACUGUGUUCAAAUCAGUUGGGUCUGCUGCUGUGGAUCUUCUCACUGCUCAGUUGGUUUAUGAAACCUGCAUGGAAAGUCAAGUUCAUGUAUGAACUA